AUGCAACCCCAUGUAAAUGGAAACAUCUCAGUGAUGCCUUUGCAGGUGUUCAUGCUGGAGGGAUUUGAGGGUGGCCUACAGGCCCAGACUCUGCUCUUUGCUCUGUUCUUGGCCCUGUACGUGGUGGCCAUCCUGGGGAACCUGACCAUGAUUGUGGCCAUCACCCUGGAUGCCCGUCUGCACUCCCCAAUGUACUUCUUUCUCAAGAACCUCUCCUUCCUUGACUUGUGCUACUCAACUGUCAUCUACCCCAAGGCCCUGGCCAACUUCCUGUCCUCUUCAAAGCUCAUAACCUUUGCAGGAUGUGCCACCCAGUUCUUCUUCUUAUCCUUGAUGAUCACCACUGAGGGAUUCCUCUUGGCCGUAAUGGCCUAUGACCGCUUCAUAGCUGUCUGCAGGCCCCUGCACUACCACAUCACCAUGUGCCCCUCUGCAUGUGCCCGCCUGGUGCUGGGCACCUACUGUGGAGGCUGCUUCAAUUCCAUCAUGCAGACAAGCUUCACCUUCAGCCUCCAUUUUUGCAGCUCCAACCACAUCAAUCACUUCUUCUGUGAUGUGCCCCCCCUACUCAAGCUUGCCUGUGGUGACACAACAACCAAUGAACUGGUCAUGUUUGGCCUCUGUGGCCUUAUCAUCAUGGGUACCACACUCGUGGUCCUCAUCUCCUAUGGCUACAUCUCAGUGACCAUCCUGAGGAUGAGCUCAGAAGCAGGGAGACACAAGCUCUUCUCCACCUGUGGCUCCCACAUAACAGCUGUGUCCCUCUUUUAUGGGACCCUUUUUGUCAUGUAUGCCCAACCAGGAGCUGUGGAGUCCAUGGAGCAAGGCAAGGUGAUCUCUGUCUUCUACACCCUGGUCAUCCCAAUGCUCAACCCCCUCAUCUACAGUCUGAGAAACAAGGACGUGAAGGAUGCCCUGUUCAGACUGGGCCAGAGACACACAGCCACGUGA
Messenger RNA from Hippopotamus amphibius kiboko, 951 nucleotides. RefSeq names its product olfactory receptor 12-like. The coding region runs from base 1 to 951 and encodes 316 amino acids. Gene Ontology annotation, biological process: sensory perception of smell; G protein-coupled receptor signaling pathway. Gene Ontology annotation, molecular function: odorant binding; G protein-coupled receptor activity; olfactory receptor activity. The record is from RefSeq and is a predicted model, not a curated record. The transcript has a single exon. Gene Ontology annotation, cellular component: membrane. NCBI's taxonomy places the organism in Eukaryota, Metazoa, Chordata, Mammalia, Artiodactyla, Hippopotamidae.